Salvia hispanica is the source of this 1189-nucleotide messenger RNA. Its product is annotated as peroxidase 4-like. The record is from RefSeq and is a predicted model, not a curated record. Gene Ontology annotation, biological process: hydrogen peroxide catabolic process; response to oxidative stress. Gene Ontology annotation, molecular function: heme binding; peroxidase activity. Lineage: Eukaryota; Viridiplantae; Streptophyta; Magnoliopsida; Lamiales; Lamiaceae.
CAUAUAAAUUUCUUCAGUCUGCAUAGCAUUUCUAGUGCAUUGAUAUUUCAUCUCUUUGCUUAAAUUGAGAGUGAAAAAGAGAAUGAAACAGUCUCCUUCAUCUUCUCCCAUUUCUUCAACAAUUAUGAUUAAAUGUUUGCUAGUGAUACUGUUUAUAGUGUUGAUGGGCAGCUCCCAAGCUCAAUUAUCGACUGAUUUUUACAAAAAGGCCUGCCGUAAGGUGUUCGCUGCCGUGAAAUCGGUGGUUGCGGCCGCCGUCGCGGAAGAGAAGCGGAUGGGCGCAUCCCUCCUCCGCCUACACUUCCAUGACUGCUUUGUUCAAGGUUGUGAUGGGUCGAUACUUCUUGAUGAUACAUCCUCGUUCACGGGAGAAAAGACUGCCGGCCCCAAUAACAACUCGCUCCGGGGUUUUGAGGUAAUCGAUAGGAUCAAGUCUAAGGUUGAAUCCGUGUGCCCCGGCGUGGUCUCUUGUGCCGACAUCGUAGCCAUUGCGGCCCGUGACUCCGUGGUUCUACUUGGUGGUCCCAAUUGGGAAGUGAAAGUUGGGAGGAGAGAUUCGAAAUCGGCAAGCCUAAGUGUUGCAAAUAGUGGUGCGUUACCACCACCUACUUCCACUCUUAGCAACCUUAUCAAUCGGUUCAGUGCCGUUGGGCUCUCCACGAAGGACAUGGUCGUCUUAUCGGGUGCACAUACUAUAGGACAAGCAAGGUGUACAACCUUCAAAGGUAGAAUAUAUAAUGAUACCAACAUAGACCCAAUCUUUGCAAAGAAAAGGCAAACCAAUUGCCCUUUCACCAAUGGUACCGAACGAGACAACAAUGUGGACCCUCUCGACCACAAAACUCCCAAUUUUUUCGACAACUCGUACUUUGGAAACCUCCUCCAAAAGAAGGGCCUCCUCCACUCCGACCAGGUCCUCUAUAACAGUGGCGCCACCGACUCCCUCGUCGAGGCCUACGCCAAAAAUGGCCAAGCUUUUGACAAGGACUUUGUGGCCGCCAUGAUUAGAAUGGGUGACAUCGCCCCUCUCACGGGUUCGAAAGGUGAAAUACGCAAAAAUUGUAGAAAAAUGAACUGAUCGCAUGCGUAGGGACAUUGUACGUAACAUCUUAUUAUAUAAUCAAUCCAAAUGUACGUGCAUAGUGCCCCUCAGAUUUGAAUCAAAUCGCAAUAGUUUUAUUUAAAUUCA